AUGAGCGAAUCCUCAUCCAGUGACUCAUCUUCCGAGGAAGAGCAGCAGAUUUCAAAGCCAGUUUAUGUCCUGAAGAAGCAAAGGGAUACCUCUAAAGAAGAAGAAGAAGAAGCACUGGCGCCAUCAUCACACCACCAACAUCGUCAAGCUUUGCUUUCUCAGUUAGAACUGAAGCAGGAAUCAAAAAUAGAAGAGGACACCGAUGAUAUAAAUGCUGUUGAUGAUACCGACGAUUUAGAUCCACAAUUGGAAUACGAAAAUUGGAAACAACGUGAAAAGAUGAGGUUCUUACGUGAUCAACAAAUCAUGAGAGAAGCCGAAAUGGAAAAGGAACAGCAAUUGCAGAGGAGACAAGAAUAA
Lodderomyces margitis is the source of this 360-nucleotide messenger RNA. RefSeq lists its product as uncharacterized. The coding region runs from base 1 to 360 and encodes 119 amino acids. NCBI's taxonomy places the organism in Eukaryota, Fungi, Ascomycota, Pichiomycetes, Serinales, Debaryomycetaceae. Gene Ontology annotation, biological process: mRNA splicing, via spliceosome. The transcript has a single exon. Gene Ontology annotation, molecular function: RNA binding. The record is from RefSeq and is a predicted model, not a curated record. Gene Ontology annotation, cellular component: U2-type spliceosomal complex.